This is a messenger RNA of Terrapene triunguis (Three-toed box turtle), 2020 nucleotides long. Its product is annotated as zinc finger protein 239-like. The record is from RefSeq and is a predicted model, not a curated record. NCBI's taxonomy places the organism in Eukaryota, Metazoa, Chordata, Testudines, Emydidae. Gene Ontology annotation, biological process: regulation of DNA-templated transcription. The transcript is spliced from 3 exons. Gene Ontology annotation, cellular component: nucleus. Bases 18 to 1124 code for a protein of 368 amino acids.
AGCUGUACCGGGACCAGAUGCUGAGGAAUUACUGGGCCCUCGUUUCCCUGGGCUAUUCAGGUUCCACACCGGACUUAAUCCAACGGAUCGAGUUAGGGGAGGCUGAGCUCUGGAUCAGGGAUGCCGAGGACUCCAGGAAAAACUCAGGACCUGACAGCCCCUCCUCAGCAGGGCACGAGAUCCUGGGAGGAACGAGGACAUGGUCUGGCUGUGGCAGGAGCUUCAGCCAGUCCUCAGUCCUGAAAAUACACCCGCGUACGCACACCGGAGAGCGGCUUUCCUGCUGUGCUGACUGCGGGAAGGGCUUUGCACAGAGCUCACACCUGAGAACUCAUCAGCACAUACACACCGGGGAGCGUCCGCACCGCUGUGCUGACUGCAGCAAGGGCUUUGCAGAGAGGUCACACCUGAGAAUACAUCAGCGCACACACACGGGGGAGCGGCCGUACCACUGCGCUGACUGCGGAAAGGGCUUUGCAGAGAGCUCAAGCCUGAGAAGACACCGGCGCACGCACACCGGAGAGCGGCCAUACCGCUGUGCUGACUGCAGCAAGUGCUUUGCACAGAGCUCAAUCCUGAGAAGACACCGGCGCAUACACACGGGGGAGCGGCCGUAUCACUGUGCUGACUGUGGUAAGGGCUUUGCACAGAGUUCAAGCCUGAGAAGACACCGGCGCACACACACCGGGGAGCGGCCGUACAGCUGUGCUUACUGUGGCAAGAGUUUUGCAGAGAGCUCAAACUUGAGAACACACCAACACACACACAGCGGGGAGCCGCCGCACCGCUGUGAUGUUUGCAGCAAGAACUUCAGCAACACCAAUGCGCUGGCCAAGCACCAGCGCACACACACCGGGGAGAGGCCUUUCCAAUGCACUGACUGCGGCAAGAGCUUUGCAGAGAGCUCAAGCCUGAGACGACACCAGCGCACACACACCGGGGAGCGGCCAUACAGCUGUGCUGACUGUGGCAAGCGGUUUGGUAGGUUGGCCAACCUCACCCGGCACCAGGUCACUCACACCAACACCCCUCUGCCAUUGCCAGGGCCUGAGGGGCUUCUUGGAGCCAGUGGGCCUGACACAGCACCAGCAGAUGCAGACCAGCGAGUGGUCCUGUCCCCCUGAUGACCAGCAGAGACUGUGUGGGGCGGGGAAGGGAACUUGGUUGAGCAGCGUAGGGAAGAGCAGACCGGUGGUAGUAAAUUUAGAGAACUGUCACAGUGUACUCCAUUAGGGAGCUACCCCCUUUCCCCCGUGUAGGUGGGAUCCAACUAUGUGUCUCUGUCCCACACACACUCAUGCAUCUAGCUGGGAUGCAGCCAGGACAACCCCCUCCCCCCCGUCUAGAUGUGACCCAGCCAGGAACUUCUCCCCACACCUACCUCCGUUCCAGCCAGCAGGUGACUCUUGGGUGGCAUCUAGAGGUGGGAUUUGCAGUCCUGUGGGGCCGGGCAGGGCAGGACUGCCUGGUCCAUGUAAUUGAAAGGAGACUCAGGAACUGCUCAUGCCGUCUAUUUUAAAUAGAAAUAUGAUGAAGAAGAACUAUGUACCUAAUAUGUAACAAAGGUCUGUCUAGUCAGGUGUUUCUUUGCUAUUAAAGAAGCUGAUGGGUUCAGACGGCAUGUGGAGAAGCCAGUGUGACGUGUAAAUCUUUAAGGUGAACCAGUGAAAAUGUUCUAAGCCCUAACUGUCUGUAAGGCGGUCGCGGCUCUCUCCCCGUCCAUCAGGAGGCUGUGCAGUCCCAGCUGCGCUUGAGCCGUAGGAAUUGGGAUACCUACAGGCAGAUUUCUCGAGGCUUGUGUGAACAGGGCUGUGAUCGGGACACGCUGCAGUGCAGAGCGAAGAUAAAGGAGAUAAGGCAGGCGUACCAUAAGGCGAGGGAGGUGAACUGUCGUUCAGGUGCUUCACCUAAGAUCUGCUGGUUCUAUAAGGAGCUGGACGCUAUCCUCGGUGGCAACCCCACCUCCAUUGCCAAGAGCCCCGUGGAUACUUCAGAGGGCCUGGGGCGGCGGACAGAGGAC